Molecule: messenger RNA, 1191 nt
Organism: Thrips palmi
Lineage: Eukaryota; Metazoa; Arthropoda; Insecta; Thysanoptera; Thripidae
Product: neurogenic locus notch homolog protein 4-like
Exons: 4
Coding region: 159-566 (135 amino acids)
Source: RefSeq, a predicted model, not a curated record
GGGGCCAGUGGGGUGCCAGCCGCACAGAUAGGCCCUGCUCCGCCGCUCCGCCUCCGCCCGCCGCGUAGCGUAGCUAAGCGUAGCGAGCGUAGCGACCCCGACGUCCCCGACGCGCGACGCGGCACCAGGCAGCAGCCGACGGCCAGACAGACGCCGACAUGCAGCGAGCAAGCAGCAUCGCCUUCGCAGUCCUGCUGGCAGCGGCCUUCUGUGCACAGCUGCAGCUGCAGGUGUCGGCGGCGCGGCCCAGCUGCGACGUCGGCCAGCACCAGGCGGGCUGCCGCAUCCACGUGGGCAUGUGCGUGUGCGGCAUCGGGUGCCGCAACGAGUACCAGUACUCCGACAAGGAGGAGUGCAUGAAGGCCCUCAAAGGCCAGCGGCUCAACCAGUGCGGCGAGACCCCAUGCAAGCACGGCGGCGCCUGCAGCCAGACGACCAUGGACCCCGGCUUCAAGUGCCGCUGCGAGGGCACGGGCUUCUACGGACCGCGGUGCCAGUACCCGUGCCCCAGCCCCGGGUCCCCGGGCUCCGGGAGGCCCUUCCCCUACGAGUGCGUCCUCAUCUGACGCCCUGGGGGACCGUGACGCCCUGGCGACGCCACGCCCUCACUGCACUCCACUCCCCUGCCGUCUUCAACUGCCGUCUCAACGGUGUCACCCCAAGACGCCGCCCUCGACGCCCUCGACGCGCGCACUGCGCAGGACAGACAGUCCCAGGACAGGUGGCAGGCCAAGCCCUCCCCCGCCUCCCCUUCCACAGGCCGCAGGUGCACAAAGGAUCGGCUCAGCCUUGCCUCCCAUCAGGUGAGGUGAAGAGCAAAUCCAGUAAUGUUACACUUUUGGUUGAAAUGCUGAAGACAGAGACUGACGAAUGCACAGGAAGGGAAUAUUUUGUAUAAUGUGGUUUCGAGGGCCGGCAUGCUGACUUAGACUUGACACUCGACUAGUAAGAAUUUGAACGUAGCUUAAUGUUAUCAUUCAGUGACUGCAAGCUUCAAAAUAUAAUUCUAUCUCAAUCUAUUUGUUUACUAGUAAGAUUGGAGAGGCACGUGUAGUUUUCUGACCCUGCCAACCUUUCAACAAUUAUAAGUGGUGUGCAUAUUGUGAUUGUUAUUUAUUUAUGUCUACUAAGUAGAUUGACUGACAUGUAUCAUUGAGAUACUAAGUGAAUAAAUGAUCUACUUCUAUUCUA